This is a messenger RNA of Stylonychia lemnae, 780 nucleotides long. NCBI's taxonomy places the organism in Eukaryota, Ciliophora, Spirotrichea, Sporadotrichida, Oxytrichidae. The record is from the annotation of a GenBank genome assembly.
AUGAAUGAACUGAUCAACCAAAAAAGAUAUCAAGAGUCAGUGAGUUAUCAAAUACUGGGAGGAGAAAGGCAGACAUUAUAACUUGUGCUCAUGCCUGGCUAAAGUGUGAUUACUAAGAAGGAUGCUACUCUAUUCUCUAGUGAUAACAUUACAUCAAGAAAUAUAGUUAAUUCUUGGUUACUUAGAUUAUAUAACUGGAUAGCAUUAAAGAGACAGGAAGUUUGUCUUGAGAUAAAGAAUGAUUCAGGUUCAAUAGGAUAUGUAGGAUUACAAGUAAUGAAAGGCAGAGUGAUUAUAAUUGACAAUGAAGUGACUGAAAAAAUGGUUGUUAAGGAAAAAUACGUGUUAGCUCACACCUAUAAUAUUGAGUUAAGUCCUUAUACCCAGCAUCAAAGUACUGAGGAGAAAACUGUAUCAGAAAAGUUUAGAGACUUAUCUUUGCCCUCAUAAGAGUUAAUAUUUUUGUAGAGUCAAUCUAACUUUAUUGAAAAAACUCUCGGAGCUAAUGAGAAGAUAAAGAUAAGACCAGAAUGCUUAGUUGCUUUCAGUCAAACUGUUUCAAUCCAAAGGGACUUAGGAAAUGGAGUUGUUUAAAAUUUUUCUUCAAGAAGCAAAUUUGUCAAUGUCACAGGUCCAGGACUCCUAUACAUUGAUAUGCAAGUAGGAAAUAGAUUCUUUAAAAAAGAUCAAAUGUCACUUUACGCAAUAGUGCUUUACUUUAUGCUAUACUUUUUAAUGUUCAUCUUAAUGACUCUGGGAAGAGAUAUCGAACGCAAUUGA